Molecule: messenger RNA, 513 nt
Organism: Caenorhabditis bovis
Lineage: Eukaryota; Metazoa; Nematoda; Chromadorea; Rhabditida; Rhabditidae
Source: the annotation of a GenBank genome assembly
AUGUCCAAGGCCGCCAAGAAGAAGUCAUCCAAGAAGCGCUCGGGAUCCGAGGCGGCUCAAUUCGAUCAGAAGACCAUUCAGGAAUUCAAGGAAGCCUUCGGAAUUAUGGAUCAAAACAAGGACGGAGUCAUUGACAAGAGUGACUUGAAGGACUUAUAUGCCUCAAUGGGACAAAUCGCAUCGGACUCCCAGAUCGAUGCCAUGAUCAAGGAAGCUCCAGGACCAAUCAACUUCACCGUCUUCCUUACUCUUUUCGGAGAGCGAUUGACUGGAACUGAUCCCGAAGCUACUAUUGUUGGAGCUUUCGCCAUGUUCGACAAGACCGACAGUGGAAUGAUCAAGGAGGACGAGCUGAUCAGAAUUCUCCAAAACAAGAGAGGAGAGCCACUCGAUGAGGAUGAGAUCAAGGCUAUGCAUAAGGGCAAACCACCAAUUGAGAACGGACUUGUCGACUACAAAGCCUUCGCUCAUCUCAUCACCACCGGAGCUCAAGAUGAACUCGCCAAUGCAUAA